Messenger RNA from Aspergillus vadensis CBS 113365, 12051 nucleotides. Its product is annotated as beta-ketoacyl synthase domain-containing protein. The record is from RefSeq and is a predicted model, not a curated record. The transcript is spliced from 7 exons. Bases 32 to 11845 code for a protein of 3937 amino acids. NCBI's taxonomy places the organism in Eukaryota, Fungi, Ascomycota, Eurotiomycetes, Eurotiales, Aspergillaceae. Gene Ontology annotation, biological process: fatty acid biosynthetic process; secondary metabolite biosynthetic process. Gene Ontology annotation, molecular function: 3-oxoacyl-[acyl-carrier-protein] synthase activity; phosphopantetheine binding; fatty acid synthase activity.
CCAGCGAUUUACGAAACUCACGGAUAAAACAAUGGGUUUCACGCUUAAAAGGCUCGAGCCAGUCGCCAUAAUCGGCAGCGCCUGUCGAUUCCCAGGAGGAGUGGCAUCGCCAAGCCAGCUGUGGGAGCUCUUAGAGAAUCCCAUAGACUUGGUUCGCGAGCUUCCCGACGAUCGUUUCUCUGCGGAUACCUUUUAUCACCCCAAAGCCCAGUCUCGGGGUCAUACCAACGUGAAACACGCGUAUACGUUGACGCAGGAUGUUCGCAAGUUUGACGCGUCCUUCUUCAACAUCAGCCCGGCAGAGGCCAAGGCGAUGGAUCCCCAGCAACGCAUGCUUCUGGAAGUGACCUAUGAGGGCUUGGAAAGAGCCGGUGUUACCAUUGAGUCCUUGAAGGGGUCUGAUACGGGAGUAUUUGUGGGGAUGAUGUGGAAUGAUUACCUUACGAUGCAGGCCCAAGAUAAUUUCAACAGCCCAACGUAUAUCGGCACGGGAACAGCCAGGAGUAUUGUGGCUAAUCGCCUAUCCUACUUUUUUGACUGGCAUGGACCUUCAUUUACGCUGGACACCGCUUGCUCCUCGAGCCUUGUCGCAGUGCAUCAAGCAGUUCGAGCCAUCCGUGAAGGAGACUGCGAGGUGGCAGUUGUGGCCGGUGUGAAUCUCAUCUUAGGCCCCGAAAAUUUCGUUCAGGAGAGCCAGUUGAAAAUGCUGUCGUCUGAUGGGCGUUGCAAGAUGUGGGAUCGAGACGCUGACGGCUAUGGCCGGGGAGAAGGUGUCGCUGUGCUGGUCCUCAAAAGGCUCGAGGCUGCGACAAUGCAUAGAGAUCCUAUUGAGUGCAUAAUCAGAAAUAUCGAGAUCAACCAUGACGGCAGCAAGGCGGGCCUGACCAAACCAAACAGCGCAGCGCAAGCGGAUCUGAUCAGGAAAACAUAUCACAAGGCAGGGCUCGAUAUACAUAAUCCUCAGGAUAGAUGUCAAUUCUUCGAGGCACAUGGCACAGGCACAGCCGCUGGUGACCCCGCAGAAGCAGAAGCUAUAUACCAAGCAUUUAGCCUAAAGAAACAGACUUGGUCCGACAAUCAUAUGUAUGUGGGCUCGAUUAAGACGGUUAUAGGUCAUACUGAGGGCACUGCCGGAAUCGCUGGCAUCAUGAAAGCCUCUCUUUCUAUUCAAAAUGGUCGUAUCCCUCCCAACCUCCACCUGCACAAUAUAAAUCCCGCCAUUUCGCCUAUGUCUGGGGCCCUCGAGGUCCCGACCCGUCUGAUUGACUGGCCACAACAGUCUCGGAGAGCUAGUGUCAACUCCUUUGGUUUCGGCGGUGCCAAUGCUCAUGUAAUUUUGGAAGGUGUCGAAGUUUGGAGGGACCCAGUGGUGAAGAAAGAAGCAGCUCAGACCUUUACGCCAUUGGUCUUCUCCGCCCAAUCUAAAGCCUCACUCAUUGCAACACUGAGAGUGUUUUCAGAAUAUCUUGAUCGAGAACCGAAUGUAAAUCUCGUUGACCUUGCCUGGACGUUGCGAAACCGUCGAUCAAAGUUCCGCUGCCGAGUGGCGUACACAGCGACCAACGUCAGCUCGCUGCAGGAACAGAUCAAUGAGACCAUCGCAAAAUCCCACCAUCAUCCUGGAGCACUCAUGGAAAUUUCGAGUACUCAAAGGAGAGUGUUGGGUGUAUUCACCGGCCAGGGCGCUCAGUACGCCCGCAUGGGGGCAGCUUUGCUGGAAAAGUCGGGGUAUUGUGCUGAGAUCGUCGGAGAGUUGGAGCGGGAAAUGGCCUCUUUACCACCGGAUGAUCGCCCAUCGUGGUCAAUCCGCGAGGAGUUACUUAAAGAUGGCGCAAAUACUAGCAUUAAUGACCCUGAAAUCUCUCAGACCCUCUGUGCAGUAGUGCAGAUCGUGCUCGUUCGUCUUCUUGCUCGGCUUGGAAUUAAGUUCUCCGCCGUCGUCGGCCACUCGUCCGGAGAGAUAAGUGCUGCUUUUGCCGUUGGAUGCCUUUCCAUGCGAGACUCUCUGCUAUUAGCUUACUUCCGAGGACGGUACGCCAAACAUGCGUGCGGUCUUUCUGGCGGUCAAGGGGCGAUGCUGGCUGUUGGAACAUCCCAACAGGACGCUGCAGAGCUGUGCGAUCUGGAGGAAUUCCGUGGGAGAGUCGUCGUUGCAGCUUCAAACUCACCAUCAAGUGUGACGUUGGCCGGUGAUGAAGAGCAGAUUGAGCAAAUCCGAAUCAUUUUCGAAGACGAGGGCAAAUUCUGCCGGAGACUAAAGGUGGACGUGGCAUAUCAUUCCCACCACAUGCUUCCUUGCUCCAAGAUAUAUAGAGAGGCCAUUGAACGCCAUGGAAUAGCGGGCAAUGGGAGUAGAAUGGGCCCCCGGUGGUACUCAAGUGUGUUACCAACGUCAGGCAUCCCGCACCUAAGUUCAGACUACUGGAUACAGAACAUGCUACAGCCAGUACUAUUCCACCAGGCAGUUUCUCGGGCGGUGUCUGAGAUGGGGUGCGACAUGGUUAUUGAGAUUGGGCCCCACCCUGCACUAAAGAGUCCAACUAUGAAAACCAUUCAGCUCAUAAAAUCUCCACGGGAUUUCCAGGACGUCGUGCAUUUCGGAACGCUUGAACGAGAGAAAUGCGCAACAGAUGCCAUAUCUGAGACCCUUGCCUCUCUGUGGGUACACAACACACAGUGCAAUAUCGACUUGGAUUGGUAUGAGAAGCAAAUGACUGAGGACCAUGAAUUUGCUGUUGUUGUGGAUCUUCCUUCCUAUCAGUGGAACCACGAGCAUUCUCUUCCGGACGAAAAGAGUCGCUAUUUGCGCGCACUUUAUCACCGAACGGGCAAAUAUCAUCCGCUUCUCGGUCGCCUGUGUCCAACAAGCUCUGAAACCCACCUCCUUUGGCGUAACAUCGUUCGGCUGUCUCAAAUCCCAUGGCUGAAAGGCCAUCAGCUCCAAGGCCAGGUGAUAUUUCCGGCUACGGGAUAUCUGGUGACUGCCAUCGAAGCUGUUGCAUGUAUACUGGGCGAAAACGAGCAAGCGCGGCUGAUCGAACUUCAUGAUGUCCAGUUCCAGCAGGCAAUGGUAUUCUCUGAAACGGAUGAGGGGGUGGAGGUGCUUUUCCAGCUCGACAAGCUUUCCAGAGAAAGCGGCUCAAUCGUCAGCGCUCGAUUCAUUUAUUCCGCCGCUAUAGGGGCACAGGGCAACAUGAAGGUCACCGCCAGUGGCUUGGCGACGGUAGAGGUGGGCCGGGCAGAGAGUGAGAUACUUCCUCCGCGCCAAACCUCCUCCACUAGUAUGUCCAUGGUGGAUAUAGAUGUGUUCUAUCGCUAUCUGCAGAACCUCGGAUAUGAUUAUUCGGACCAAUUUCGCUCACUCGAUGACCUCGAACGGUGUUCUGGGUUUGCAGCAGGAAAGGUCUACCCUCCAGACAGCGAAGAAGCUAUGGAAGCACCAUAUCGAGUUCAUCCCGCUGUACUAGACGCGGGAAUUCAGGUUCUACUAUUAGCCUACAGCUACCCGUGGGAUGGCAGACUGCGCUCGAUUCAUGUUCCCACCACCGUUGACAUUGUGCGGAUUAAUCCUGCGGCGUGCGAUGCGAUAACACAACCUGAGGUACCCUUUUCUAUUGACUCUCGACUCGCAGCACCUGAUCAUGGACGAGUUGCUCAUAUCACGGGCGACGUAGAGAUUUACCGGGGCAGCAGUAAAUAUGCGGCAAUUCAGCUAGGGGGAGUAACCGCUAAACCUCUGACGGCGGCCACUGCAGCUGAUGAUCGGCAGUUGUUCUUCUCAGAGACCUGGUGGCCGCAAGAGCCGGAUGCAACAGGCGUCGAUACUGAUGAACCUAGUGAGAGGGUAGACGACAUGGCGCGAUGUCUGGAACGAGCGUCGCUUUUCUACCUACGCCGAUUACGUGACGAAAUUACCUACCGACCUUUGGAGGCUCCCAGCAGUCUUGCCACAUCGUAUCUGAACUAUGCAGACUACAUAGUCUCCCUGGUGGACGCUGGACUUCAUCCGUGGGUUACAAUUGAGGAUAAAAUUGACAGACUCGAAGACAUCCUUGCGGCUACUGCACCAUACUCCGAGUACCCCGAAGUAAAGCUGGUGCACGCCGUCGGAGAUAAUAUCGACAGGGUAUUGCGAGGGAAAAUCCACAGCCUCGAAAUCUUAGCAGCAGAUGAUCUGCUCGAUAAGUACUACGAGCACGGAGAGCCGAUGCGAACAACGAAUCAAUGGCUCAGCCGCGUCGUUGAACAGGUCAGUCGCAAGUAUCCGCAUAUGAAUGUCUUAGAAGUUGGAGCUGGUACCGGAAGCGCAACAAAAGCCGUUCUGGGCCGGAUUGAAGAACGAUUUGCAUCAUAUACCUUCACGGAUGUAUCCUCAGGCUACUUUGGUGGAGCCGAAGGCCUCUUCAGCACCUGCCACAAGAAGGCGAGCAUGAAGGUGCUUGAUAUUUCACGAGAUAUUGAAGCACAAGGGUUCGCUCCCCAUUCCUAUGACCUCGUAAUUGCUUGCCACGUUUUGCAUGUAACUCCAUGCCUGGAAGACACCCUACGGAACAUACGUUCUCUGAUCAAGCCAGGCGGGUAUCUGAUCUUGUCCGAGUUGACUUCGAACGACAUAAGUCGGGUGGCCUUCAUAUUCGGUGCGUUGUCUAGCUGGUGGGCAGGACGUGGUGAGGGUCGCGUACUGGGACCUAAUGUGUCUGCUGUUCAAUGGGAUAGUUUACUUCGAAAAUCUGGAUUCUCAGGAGUGGAUUCAAUAGCUGGGGAGAGACACAACAGUGCCUAUGCAUGCACUGUGAUGGUGGCGCAGGCGAUUGACGAGCAAGCGGGAUUCCUGCGUCAUCCACUCUGGGCGCCCAGCCGACCUAUAUCCGGACUCCCUAUACCACAGUUGAUUCUACUUGGAGGUGCAUCGUUGACAACAGCGAGCCUCGUCGGCAAUCUGUGCCAGAUAGUAUCGCCAUUAAGCCAGAGCGUACUAACCUUCCAGACUCUACAGGACGUACAGUACGAUGCCCUCCAUCCCGAGGCCGUAAUCCUGUGCAUGAUCGAGCUUGAUGCUCCGCUUUUUUCGAACUUCAAGGACGGGUGUUUUCAGAGCCUAAAGAAUAUGUUGUUAGAGCCGAGGAGGCUCCUCUGGGUGGCAGAGGGUAGUGGAAAAGCCGACAAGUAUAGCGCCAUGACUUUAGCGUUUAUUCGGUCUGCCUGUUGGGAAAUACCUGACAUGCGCUUCCAAUUCCUUCGAUGGGACCACGCUCUCCUGGCAAAUCCAAGCAACAUCGCCGAGUAUUUACUGAAGUUCGCUUGCUUGACAUCUCGAACUCGGAAAGCAAAAAAUAAGUUACUCUGGUCCUGCGAGACCGAAGUGAGAAUCAAUGUGCGGCUCCAAGCGCAUAUCCCUCGACUGGAGCCGGCAAAGACGGCAAAUGAGCGGUAUAAUUCUUCGGUGCGGAAAAUUACUCGCCAUGUCUCCUCCAGCCCAGUCCAGCGGGUCGGUCUGCAUCUUCAGCAUGGCAGGCAUGUCUUCGCAGUUUGCGGCGAUCAGUCCUUGAUUCAACGAGAUAGUGAGCAGGUGGAACUGGUCGUCGAGCUCAGCACUAUGUGGCCGCUCAGAUAUGCCGACGGCCAACUCUUCCUGGUCCUAGGCUGUUUAACAGAGAAAGCCACCACAUAUCUGGCGCUGACGCCCUCUGUUGCAUCUCACCUAGUCAUUCCUCAACAUCAGCUGGUCGAGUACAAAAUCCCAGAAGGACACACUAAAGUCAGCGCACUGGGAUAUAUUGUUGCUCAUCUACUCGCUGCGGCAAUUUUGGAUGGCAUCGAAUGUGGCAAAACACUGCUGGUUCACAACUCGCCUAGACCUUUGGGAGAGAUUCUCCAGAGAAUUGCGGCUGAGCGGAAGGUUACUUUGACUCUUACCACCUCCGAGGCUGAAAAGGAUAUACCAGAGUCUUGGAUACACAUACCACCCUACUCACGCCCACUGCAAGUCAAAACAACACUGCCUCCAAACGUAGACAGAAUUGUGGACUUGACAGUGGACAGUCAUAUGGCGCAGAGGGGUAUCCUGAGGUGCAUUUACCAUCAAUGCACCGUUUGGGAUCUCGGCACCCUAUUAGGUGACGAUACUAGCUAUUGUAAAAAGACCAAGGCGUACACAAAUCCCGAUGUUCUGAGGCUCGCUACACAUCAGGCAUCCUCCUCUGACUUUCCAUUCGACAUAUCUCUGAGUAGCUCCACUGUUGUCACCCCUAAACAGCUUGUGGAUAAGUUACAGCCUCUCGCGCCCUUUACGUUACUUCACUGGAUCGCGGACAAUAUGAUCCCUGUGGGCGUCACCACUGCAGGUUCGCAAGUCAUGUUUCGAGCAGACAGGACCUAUUGGUUGGCCGGUAUAUCAGGAAGCCUUUCCGUGUCACUAUGUGAGUGGAUGAUCAGCCGUGGGGCACGGUACAUCGUGAUCAGUAGUCGUCAACCGCGAAUGAAUCCGUUGUGGUUGGAUCGGACGAAACGGCUGGGAGCGACUGUCCUUCCAUUCGCUAAUGACAUCACAGAUUAUGAUGGAGUCCAGGAGUUAUACCAAACCAUAUGUAAGGAGCUCCCUCCGGUGGCUGGGGUCGCCCAUGGCGCCAUGGUCCUCCGGGACAGACCAUUGCGGGACAUGACCCACGAUGACCUCUAUACUGUUCUGGCACCAAAGGUUACAGGAAGUCAAAAUUUGGAUAAUCUGUUUUGGGAUAAACCAUUGGAGUUUUUCAUACUUCUAUCUUCUGUGGUCAGCGUCGUUGGAAAUGCAAGCCAGGCCAAUUACGCUGCUGCAAACGGCUUUUUGGACGCAUUGGCUAGCUAUCGCAGACGAAGGGGUCUAUGUGCAUCAACAAUCAACCUUGGAGUUAUUGCCGGCUCUGAUGUGGUAUCUGGACGCUCUGGGGCCUCUUUAUUGACCGCGCUUCUCAGUCGGCGUUUUAUGGGCCUCUCUGAGUCAGACUUCCAUGAGGCUUUUGCAGAGGCCAUUGCCCUUGGGAAGGCGAAUAGUUCUUCGGGGUCUUCCGUCAUCACCGGAAUUUCACUUGUCAAUGAAGGAGACAAGAACAAUACAUUCGUGCCUGUGUGGACUAAAGAGCCAAAGUUCAGUACACUCAUCAUUACCGGAGGCUCUUCUCAUGCAGGGACCGCCAAGAGGCGAGAUGGGAACUCCAUCGAGUCUCAAUUGCGUAAGGCAAAGACGGACGAGGAUGUUCGUGCGGUUAUAAUGGGUACUAUAUGCAGCAGACUUCGGCAGAUUCUUCAGGUUUCAUCGGACAUGGAUAUUACGUCUUCAACUCGCACUGAUCAACUAGGAAUGGACUCUCUAGUUGCGGUUGAUCUGAAAUCAUGGUUGUCGAAGACGUACCGGGUUGACAUUCCGACGCUUAAGAUUAUGGCUGGAAUGGAGAUUGGGGAGCUUGUGCGAUUGACAAUGGAUAGCAUCGAUCAUAGAAGUGAGGAAACAUUGGAAGGAGAUACCAUGUCUUCUGAUGUCGAGGAUCUAGUAGAAGAAACACCCCCGGGGUCGGCGCUACUAGGCAACUCAGAUGAAGGCCUAACGGGAGUCUGCUCCAUCUCUACUGAUGAUCAAUAUGAAGUAGUACGGCCUGGGGGCCUCUCUUCAUCACAGUCAAUGUUCUGGUUUAUAGAUUCAUUGAUGGAGGAAAAGACCACACUCAAUCACACCCUCCUAUACCGCAUUCAAGGUCCACUUGAUGUGGCAAAUCUGGAGCGGGCACUUAACGUUGUCGCUAUGCGCCACGAAGUUCUGCACUCGCGGAUACGAUAUGACGAAAAAACGCAACAGAUGAUUCAGGAGGUACUUCAAAAACAACCUGUGUUUUUGGAGAAAAGACAGAUUCAGGAUACGUGUGAAGUGAACACCAUAUACAACGAGCUUCACAGAUAUGUAUACGAUCCCGAAUCGGGUCACGCGUUCCGCAUGAUAUAUAUUUCUUCCUGCUCGGAGGACAGCUUCUUACUGAUCGGUUAUCAUCAUCUCAUUGUAGACGGCUCAAGUCAUGCCAUCAUCAUGCGCGACCUUCAGGAAGCAUAUCGAGGACGACCACUUACAACGAAGCCUGUACAAUUCCUGGAUUAUGUGCAGGAGGAGCAGGAGAAGCGUGCUUCCCGUGUAUGGAGUGAAGAUAUCAUAUACUGGAAAGGCGUACUCGAUCCCAGGCCUGAGCCUCUUCCCGUUUUUCGCAGUCGAGUCUCCACACGUCCGCUCUUAAAGCAAUACGAUAUGCACCGAGUUGAGUACACUUUGCCCGGCGAUUUUCACAGCGAAAUUAGCCGCCUGGCAGUAGCAAAUCGAGCCACGCCCUUUCAUGUCUACCUUGCCGCCUUUGAAGUGCUUCUCUUUCGCUUUCUUGGUGUGCAUGACCUUUGCAUCGGGACAGGGGAUGCGAAUCGUUGGGAUGCUGGGAAAAAUGACUGCGUUGGUCCAUAUAUUAACCUUGUACCUCUUCGUUUUCAAGUCGAUAAGGACAUGACAUUCGCCUCUGUUUUAAAAGCAACACGGAACACGACCUAUGACUGCCUCCAACAUGCCCAGGUGCCAUUUCAAGUGUUACUUAAUGAACUACGAAUUUCACGGUCAGCAGCUCACAGUCCCGUGUUCCAGGCGUUCUUGGAUUACCGACUUGCUCCCGAGACCGACGGCUUGUUUGGAGACCGCCACAUCGACCUGGAGAGAUGGGAUAUUGCACAGCUGGGCUACGACUUCAUGAUUGAUGUCGUCCCCCAUCCGGCUCGUGGAAUGUCCAUUGCGAUCCAUGUGCAGAAGUCACUCUAUGGGGAGGUAGAGGCCAGAAUGCUCGCGAAGGGUUAUGAGGAUAUCAUCAAAGAAAUCGUUGCGGCGCCUGACCGCUCAAUAGAACGCCAAUGGAAGUUCCGAGCAGAUGACAUAAAUGAAGCUUGCGAGCUUGGACGGGGACCCUCUGCUGCUUCAAGCUGGCCAACAACCAUCCCUCAUCGCAUUGACACCAUUGCCAAGUACCAUGGCUCUCGAACGGCUGUAAAGGAAGCCAGCGGUGCGAUGAUCACCUAUAGUGAGCUGCUUUCCCGAGUAGACAGUAUCGCAUUGGCCAUGGUAAACAGUGGCCUGAUGCGAGGAGCGCCGGUUGCGGUGUACCAGGAACCAUCAAUCGAGUCCAUCGCUUCCACACUGGCCAUUCUCAAAGUUGGUGGAGUAUACCUACCGCUAGAUCUAUCGGUUCCACCGGGGCGAUUAGCCACAAUGGUGCAGUCCGUUAAUCCCAGGAUCGUAUUGGUACACGAUGCAACCUCAGGCCGCGAGAGAGAUCUUUUCCUAGCACAGAGUGUCCCCACGAUGAAUGUGUCCGACGUGCGUCAACAUGGUAAAACGUGUGGUAGUCGCGCUUUUAGCAAUGGCCCUGCGGUUAUCCUCCACACCAGUGGAACCACAGGAGUGCCCAAAGGAGUGCUUCUCACCCACGCCAACCUGCGGAAUCACAUGGAAUUCUCCAUGCCACUUGCAGAUAUCAGGCCAGAGCAUGUCUUUCUCCACCAGAGUGCUUGCUCAUUUGAUCUGUCCCUGGCACAAAUCCUCGGGCCUCUGUGCUAUGGGGCUACUGUGUGCGUUGCACAGCGUGAGGUGCGGUAUGACCCUGAAGAAAUGACGCAUUUGAUUCAUCGUGAGAGAAUUACGCAUACUUUGGCUACACCUAGCGAAUAUAGAAGCUGGCUCAAAUGCGCGGGACUUAAGAACCUUCAAGCUAGCGCCUGGGUUACGGCUCUAGCCGCGGGUGAGCCAGUGACCCAAGAUUUGCUAGAGAACUUCCGACUGCUCGCAAAGGACAACCUACGGCUCUACAAUUUGUACGGCCCGUGCGAGACCACUAUUUGGUCUACCGCUACUGAGCUAGAUUACUCCACACCCGGCCAAUAUGCACAGGGAGUCCCAGUUGGAUGGCCUGGUUAUAAUGAGUGGAUAUACAUUGUAGAUGAGUUGCUUCAACUCCAGCCUGUCGGACUUCCCGGUGAGGUCAUCAUUAGCGGCGCCGGUGUUGCGGAGGGAUAUGUCAAUUUGGGUGAUGAGAACAAGCUCAAGUUUGUGGAGGACACUUUCCACUUUCCAAAGGUGGAGAACCAAAUGAUGUACCGAACCGGUGACCGAGGAAGACUGCUAGAAAAUGGCCAGCUCGUGCUCGAGGGUCGCGUGGCGGGCGAUACGAUGGUGAAGCUUCAUGGCGUACGGAUCGACCUCCAUGAUGUUGAGCAGAGCGUAUUGCGUGUCAGUGGGGGAGCUUUGGUGGACGUCGCGGCUUCGAUAAGACAAGGCUCUGGGCCUGGAUCUGCAUACCUGGUAGCUCAUGUUGUCUUCUGCAAAAGUGACACGAUGCCACAAGGACCCUAUCAAUUUCUACGACAGCUUAGGCAUCGCCUUAAUCUACCAUCUACGAUGUGCCCCACGAUGAUUCCUAUUGAGCAAUUGCCACGAACGGUGUCAGGGAAGCUUGACCGGGCUGCUGUGCAGAACCUUCCUGUGCAAUCCUCGAGUCGCUCUAAGAAUGAUGUCGGGGAUCUGUCGAAGUUACAAGCAAGAAUGAAACAACUUUGGCUGUCUGUUAUACCCGCCGAGCUUGUCAGAGCUGAGGACAUCGAUCAACAGACGGACUUUUUUCACGUCGGAGGAAAUUCAAUGUUGCUCAUUGACCUGCAUCGAUCGGUCACAAAUGAGUUUCAUUCUUCUAUCUCUCUUCUACAACUCUUCCAGCAUAGCACUCUGGAGGGAAUGUCGUCGCUUAUGUCACCCAACGGAAUUGAAUCAUCGAAUUCCGACACCGUUGCACGAGGACCUGAUACCAUCAGUUGGAACAUGGAAACUGCUCCGUUGGUUCGUGAUGUGCCCUGGAGGGAGAUGACUGUAAACCCGCCAAGUCCGUUGCCACGUACCAUUGUUCUCACUGGUGCGACAGGAUUGCUCGGUCAGCGCUUAUUAGAAGUUCUUGAGCGGCACCCGCAGGUUGGCACAAUUAUCUGCGUUGCUGUCCGCGGACUCAAGGCACGACAGGAGCAGCUAAGGAAGUCCCGAAAGGUGAAAUAUAUCGAAGGAGACUUAGCCCUGCCUUUACUAGGGCUCGAUGAACCCACAGCGUGCCGCGUUUUUCAAGGUGCGGAUGCCGUCAUCCACAAUGGCGCAGACACCUCUCAGGCCAAAUCAUACACUACUCUACGGCCAGUCAACCUUCAGUCAACCAAAGAACUGGCAAGCCUUUGUGCCAGGCGUCGGAUUCCUCUUCAUUACGUCUCCACGGCGAGUGUAUUGCUUCUGGGUGGCCAAGACGGGCAAGCCAAGCAUAUAACUCACUUCAGCCCGCCCACUUCCGGUGCAUUCGGAUACGUUUCGUCAAAGUGGGCUAGUGAAUGUUAUCUGCACAAAGUCAAUCAGGAACUUAAUCUACCAGCCUUCAUCUACCGGCCCACCCAACUGGUCUCCAGCAAUGAGAGUAACCGGGGGCAAACCAGCUUCGGACAGAUGCUGCUUGACUAUGUGCAGCGCUUGCAGAAAGUCCCCGAUAUACCUAGCAUUCUGGAAACAUUAAGUUUUGUUUCCACUGACCGGGUGGCUAGGGCAGUUGCGAGAUCUGUCCUAGGCAACAAUCGGGGUAAGAGUCUUGUUGUCCCUCUGGAAAGUGAUGAUAAGCCGAUGAAAAUUCUAUCAAAUAAGGAGAAAAACCUACCGACCAUUGCAUUAUCGGAGUGGAUUCAGCAAGCAGAAAAUAUUGGAAUGUCGUCUGAAGUUGUUCCGAUAUUUCGACAAAUAGAGGAGCAUAUGGAUCUGCUGGGGGCGUGAAGGGAGAUUGCCUGCAUUGCGUGGAGGUUUAACAUAGGGUUUCGGGAGGAAACAGUCCUCGGGAUGAGACCAUGUCUGCAAACCACUAUAUACAUGCCGCCCCCCCCCCCUUUAUUCAGUAGAUCGUGUUUAGCUACAAAUAGUUGUCAACGUAUAAAAAUAUAUGACUGCGAGAUUAUAGCAGCUUUAAGAUCUAUCACAUCAGU